Trichoplusia ni (cabbage looper) is the source of this 1743-nucleotide messenger RNA. RefSeq names its product facilitated trehalose transporter Tret1-like. The transcript has 7 exons. Gene Ontology annotation, biological process: transmembrane transport. The record is from RefSeq and is a predicted model, not a curated record. Gene Ontology annotation, molecular function: transmembrane transporter activity. Gene Ontology annotation, cellular component: membrane. Lineage: Eukaryota; Metazoa; Arthropoda; Insecta; Lepidoptera; Noctuidae. Bases 96 to 1487 code for a protein of 463 amino acids.
CACUUCUUUCAGGUGGUGUAAAAAUGAAUUCAAUUAACGUGAAAUUAUUUUAACUCAAGAUAUUUUGUUCAUAGUUCAAUAACAGAUUUUAAUCAAUGGAAGAAAGAAAAUACGAUUACAGUGCUCUAAAAAUGGACAAUUCUAUUAGGAAGCAGUUACUCAUUAUUACAUGUAUAAACAUAGGCCAGAUAAUCGUAGGAUGGAGUGUAGGAUGGACAGCUCCUAUCAUACCCAAGCUUCAGGACUUGGAGACCAGCCCGCUGCCAGAAGUAGUCACAGAUCUGCAAGCCUCAUGGAUAGGGUCACUCCUGUAUAUUGGUUCAGUUGUGGGUCCCUACGUCACGAGCAUCCUUUCAAACAUGAUUGGGAGGAAGCCGUGUCUCAUCAUCGGCGGUGUCCUGAACGUCAUCGCUUACAUUCUUGUCGUCUCCACAAACAAUAUCGCCAUGAUUUACGCCGUCAGGGUUGUCAGCGGUCUGGGCAUGGGAAUCACUAUUGUCAGCAAUAUCGUCUAUGUUGGAGAGAUCGCAUCAACACACAUCAGAGGCAUAUUAUUAACUUCUACAUCCAUAAUAGGUAUCACUGGGACCCUUCUGGUGUAUGCUAUCGGUCCUUUCGUGUCCUACGUGAUGACAGGGUACAUAGCUCUGGCGAUCUGUUUGAUACAUCUACUUGGGAUUAUAUUAGUGGUACCAGAAUCUCCUGUUUAUUACGCCAUGAAAGACAACGACACCAAGGCAGCAAAAAUCCUGAACAUGCUUGGCCGAAGUAAAGACAUAGAAAAAGUCGCUGACACGUUCGCGAAACGAGGAGAAUCUUCAAGCAAAAUCAUGGACUGGGUGGAAAUCUUCACCAUUAAAUCAAACAGAAAGUCUCUCUUAAUAACCUUCUUGCUUGGAGCCUUCCAGCAGACCAGUGGGGUGGCUGUCGUGCUGUUCUUUGCGACGACAAUCUUCCAAUUGGCUGGAUCCACGAUUAAGCCAGAUCUGGCGACGAUUAUCAUUGGCGUUACGAGAUUGCUGUCCAGUUUAAUCGCACCGUUAUUGGUUGAGAGUAAAGGAAGGAGGAUUUUGCUGUUGAUUUCUAUGGCGGCCUGUGCGUGCAGCUUGUCAAUCCUGGGUGUUUAUUUCUACCUGGACAGGAUUGAGAGCCCAGCUUUGGGCUCCAUCGGCUGGCUCCCACUGGUCUCUCUCAUCGUCUACUUCUUCUGUUAUGAAGCAGGUUUCGGCACCAUCCCGAACGCGAUUGUCGGCGAGAUGUUCCGAGCCAACGUGAGGGCUAAUGGCUCAGCUCUAGCCAUCACCAUGACGUGGCUCGUAGGUUUCGGGCUCACCACCAGCUUCACAACCAUGCUGGACGCUCUCGGCGGUGACGUCACCUUCUGGCUCUUCGGAUCCUCUUGUAUAGUUGCCUUCCUGUUCACCUAUUUCUUCGUUCCUGAGACUAAGGGAAAGACGCUCCAUGAAAUUCAAGAGAUGAUGAGUUAGGAGAAUACUAAUAGUGUCAUUCAUCGGCCAUCUUGUAAAUAGCAGAUUUCGGGCCCUGUUAUGAUUUAAAUAACAUUAUCAUUAAUUUAAAAUGUUGUUAGAUAAUAGAUUGUAAAUAGAAUCGUAAUAUAGCAGUAUUUAGAAGAGAACUUUUUGACUAUUUCUAAUUUAGGCUAAAUUAGGUAAUAAGAGUUUGUUCUGCAAAUUCGCAGGACUGUAGUUUUGAAUGUAAGAUAUUAAAUUAAUUUAUUAUUUA